UGAAGUACAAUGGAGGUAUUUGGAAAAUCUUCAGUGGUUGGUUCUGCGGCCAAUGUUAUUUACUUGUCUGCUAUACUUGGUAUCGAUGGACCCGAUCCGUGUCAUAAAUGUGAUUGGAAAUGCGAGAAUGAGAAUGUUUGUGGGAAUAUGUACCGUUGCAGACUAACUGGGUUGAGUCACGUCUGUGACAAGAACUGCAACCAAAGGAUUUUGUAUGAUAACCAUAACUCUUUGUGCCGAGCUAGUGGUCGGAUAUUCCCACUUUCUUCCGAUGAGGAGCACGCGGUUAGAGGAGUCCGGAGGAAGCUUGAUGAUGAGAGUCAGCCCUCUGAAAGCUGCGUUAAGCGUGUUCGGCGUGAUGUCCAGUUUCUUUCUUCUCCUUUCGAGAGGUCUUUUGCUGCUGUGAGCCCAAUCUGCAGUCAAGCUGGAGAUGGAAUGGAGAUGAACUAAAUCUUUGUUGGUCUUUUGCUUAUCUUCUUUUAUCUCACCUAGAAUAACUUACUUUUUUU
Molecule: messenger RNA, 509 nt
Organism: Camelina sativa (false flax)
Lineage: Eukaryota; Viridiplantae; Streptophyta; Magnoliopsida; Brassicales; Brassicaceae
Source: RefSeq, a predicted model, not a curated record